Molecule: messenger RNA, 1716 nt
Organism: Penicillium cinerascens
Lineage: Eukaryota; Fungi; Ascomycota; Eurotiomycetes; Eurotiales; Aspergillaceae
Product: NCS2 family permease
Exons: 4
Coding region: 1-1716 (571 amino acids)
Biological process (GO): transmembrane transport
Cellular component (GO): plasma membrane
Molecular function (GO): purine nucleobase transmembrane transporter activity
Source: RefSeq, a predicted model, not a curated record
AUGGGUCUCAAGGCCUGGAUCGAAAAUACCAACCUGCAGGUUGCGCGCAGUCCCGUGGGAAGAUGGUUCAGACUUGAGAACUCGGGCCAUCCCAUGGAGCGCAAGGGCAGCUUCUUCUUCACCGAGUUGCGCGCCGGUCUAGCCACCUUCUUCGCAAUGGCAUAUAUCAUCUCGGUCAAUAGCAAUAUCACUUCUGCGACUGGUGGCACGUGUGUCUGCCCGCCGGAGGGGUUGGCCAAUAACUGCAACACCAACGCCGAGUACCUGCUAUGUGUGCAGGAAAUCAAGCGCGACAUUGUCACUGCGACUGCGGCCAUCGCUGCGUUGUCUACCUUCUGCAUGGGUCUCUUCGCCAAGUUGCCCAUUGCCCUCGCACCCGGCAUGGGAUUGAACGCAUAUUUCGCUUACACGGUUGUCGGCACGCAUGGAUCUGGCAUGGUCCCGUAUGAUGUUGCUUUGACUGCGGUUUUCGUGGAAGGAUGGGUGUUCCUGGGCUUGACGUUGAUCGGUAUGCGGCAAUGGCUUGCGCGUGCCAUUCCAGCUUCUAUCAAGCUUGCCACCGGUGUCGGUAUAGGGUUGUACCUCGCUCUCAUCGGGCUGACGUAUAGUGCUGGUAUUGGAUUGGUUCAAGGUGGAUCGGAUACACCUAUCGAGCUUGCAGGCUGCGCGCCUCAGUUUAUCGAUUCGGAGACGGGCUUGUGUCUCAGCAGUGAAAAGAUGCGCAGUGCGACUAUGUGGGUUGGUAUCUUCUGUGGCGGUGUUCUCACGGCGCUGUUGAUGAUGUAUCGCGUCAAGGGUGCGGUCAUUAUUGGCAUUCUGCUGGUCUCGAUUAUCUCCUGGCCACGCACUACGCCCGUGACUUAUUUCCCAUACACGGAGCUGGGGACGAGCAUGUUCGACUUCUUCAAGCAGGUCGUGACCUUCCACCCCAUCAAGCACACUCUCGCUGUCCAGAAGUGGGACAUUUCAGGCCACGGAGGACAGUUCGGAUUGGCUUUCAUUACAUUUUUGUACGUCGACAUCCUGGACACCACGGGCACCAUGUACUCCAUGGCCCGAUUUGCCGGUGCAAUUGACGAGAAAACCCAAGACUUUGAAGGAAGUGCCAUCGCCUACAUGGUCGACGCUAUCUCCAUCUCGAUCGGAUCCCUGCUAGGCAGUCCCCCGGUAACAGCUUUCGUCGAGUCAGGCGCAGGUAUCUCCGAGGGUGGCAAAACUGGCCUAACAUCAUGCAUGACGGGCAUCGCCUUCUUCAUCUCCGUGUUCUUCGCACCGAUUUUCGCCUCCAUCCCGGCCUGGGCGACUGGUUGCACACUCGUGAUUGUCGGCGCACUGAUGGCCAAGGCUGCGGCAGACAUCAAUUGGCGCUAUCCCGGCGAUGCGAUCCCGGCCUUCCUCACUAUUGCGAUCAUGCCGUUCACCUAUAGUAUUGCCUAUGGUCUGAUCGCAGGAAUUUGCAGCUACAUCACCCUCAACACAAUCACGUGGAUCCUUGAUAAGGUCAGCGGGGGUCGUAUAGUCCCUCCGAACAAGGAGGAAUCGGAUCCUUGGUCGUGGAAGAUUCCCGGUGGAUUCUUCCCUCCUUGGGUGAAGCGGGCUGCGAGUGGGCAGAAGGAUUUCUGGCGGAGGGAUGAAGAGAAGGCGGCAUCGGAGUCUAUUGCUUCGUCUCAGCGAGAGCAAGUGGCGAUUGAGAAGGGCCAGAAAUUUUCACACUGA